This is a messenger RNA of Asparagus officinalis (garden asparagus), 2677 nucleotides long. RefSeq names its product receptor-like cytosolic serine/threonine-protein kinase RBK1. The transcript has 11 exons. Gene Ontology annotation, biological process: protein phosphorylation. Bases 337 to 2265 code for a protein of 642 amino acids. Gene Ontology annotation, molecular function: ATP binding; protein kinase activity. Lineage: Eukaryota; Viridiplantae; Streptophyta; Magnoliopsida; Asparagales; Asparagaceae. The record is from RefSeq and is a predicted model, not a curated record.
UCCAUCACCACCGUCAUCAUCAGCGUCCCACACGAAUUAAAGCAGAUUUAUUUUCUCUCGGAUUUAUUUGAUUUUCUGUUGGAGUGGGUGGGCUGAUGGUAUAUGUGGCGGCAAUUCAAUGUUUGAAAAAAAAAAAAAAUAAUAAUAAUAAAAAGAAUGUUUGAUUCAGAGAGUGACAAAUGAACAAGAUUUAGGUGCAUAUCUGCUUGAUUGAUGACGAUGGCUCUCUUUCUCUUCCUUCUUCUUCUUCCGCUGACCGCAACUGAAAUUUCUUGAAAUGGGUCUCUUUGCCCCGAUCGAACUCUGAGUGUUAUUGUUGAUAAUUUGUUAAGAAUUAUGAGGGCGGAGAAAGAGAUCAGGAUUAAACGAGGAAGGUGUGUUUUGGUUGGAAUCCAAAUUGAUGGCAAUGGCAGAGAAUUGCUCAGUUGGGCUCUCAGCAAUGCCGCUGAAGAAGGAGAUCGAGUCGUCGCAGUUCAUGUCUCUCGUACUUCAGAUAUCGGUAAUACUUCUAAAUCAUCCAUCAAAGCGUUAGAGGAAAUUUCUAUAUUCUAUUUUUUGAUAUUUUCCAUUGAUUUUAAGGUUUCGCUUGCGGGCCGAGUCUCUCAGGGGAUUUCCGUAAGGAAAACUCUGGCAAAGGAGGCAGUUCUCUGUGCUGCCUCUGUAGUUGUAGUCGGAGCAAACAAUGGUUUCUUGCUUGGGGGCUCGGCUUCAGUGGCAAAAUACUGUGCAAAGAAACUUCCAAUGACGGCAACUUUAAUUGCAUUCCACAACGGACGAGUCAUUUUCAAGAAAGAGUCCGCGAAACCAAAUUCAGGACAAGAAUCGAAGCCAAAUCUUCGCAGUAUAUUGCAUCCUAGUGUCGGAAUGGACACAAAAGCCAUCGUCCCUAGCUUCAGAGAGAAGCCUAAUGUUUCAAGUGAUCGCCAACUUGUUGUAUAUGAUUCGAGCAGAAUUUCAGUUCUAGUGAAGAAAUUGCCAGAGUCAAAGCCAGGAUGGCCACUGUUAAGAAAAGCAUUGACAGCAAAUAUCGAGGCUUUGAAAGAGAAUGAAGCUCGAAAAAUGUCAGUAGUUCAGUGGGUUAUGAACUUGCCAGAUAGAUCUUUGUUGCAUUCUGCAACGAAUAGCCUGAUCAAGGAGUUGGAGAUUGUUCUUCAUAGCAAUUCUUCUACUUGCAAAUGGUUUCAAUAUGAAGAACUUCAGAUCUCAACCAAUUACUUUUCUGCAGAUUAUUUGAUUGGGAAAGGAGGGAGUAGUCAAGUUUACAAAGGAUGCCUCCCUAAUGGAGAUAAAGUGGCAAUAAAGAUGUCGAAAUUAUCCAAGGAAACAUCAAGAGAUUUUCUUUUGGAGGCCGAUAUAAUUACUAAAUUGCAACAUGAGCGUGUCGUUCCUUUGUUGGGUAUUUGUAUUGAGUGCCAAACUUUUCUCUCCAUUUACGGUUAUUUCUCCAAAGGAAGUUUGGAGGAAAACCUCCAUGGUAAUAGAACUAAACCUCCAUUAAGUUGGCAUAAAAGAUUUAAGAUUGCUGUUGGAGUUGCAGAAGCACUGAGCUACUUGCAUAAUGGUAGUUCAAGACCAGUUAUUCAUCGAGAUGUCAAGUCUUCGAAUAUUCUUCUCAAUGAUAAUUUCGAACCACAGAUAUCUGACUUCGGAUUCGCUAUAUGGGCACCAAUGAAUUCAUUAUCCCAAGCACAUACUGAUGUUGUUGGAACAUUUGGAUAUCUUGCACCUGAGUACUUUAUGUAUGGCAAGGUAAGCAAUAAGAUAGAUGUGUAUGCCUAUGGAGUUGUUUUGCUUGAGCUAUUAACAGGCAGAAAACCAAUUUGUGAUGAGAACCCCAAGGGCCAAGAGAGUUUAGUUAUGUGGGCCACACCAAUACUAGAGAGAGGAGAUUUCAGAGAUUUCUUUGACCCCAAUCUCGAAGGUAAAUAUGAUGAGAAUCAAUUGCGAAGAAUGGUAUUGGUUGCCUCUCUCUGUAUCUCAAGAAUGGCACAUCUUCGCCCUCAAAUGAGCCAGGUACUCAGACUUCUACAAGGGGAAGAAGAGAUUGAGUCAUGGAUAAAUUCCAAAGCUAAUAAUUCGCACAACGAAUUGGAUUACCAAGAUGAAGAGUUCUAUUUAUCUCCUAGCAUAGGAUCACAUUUAGGCCUAGCAUUGCUUGAUGUGGAGGAUGACGAUGCGUCCAUAAUUAGCUUCGAACAAAACCAUCUCAGUUCCUUGGAUGAUUACUUGAAAGAACGAUGGAGUCGAUCUUCAAGUUUUGAUUAGCUCCUCCUUCUGUUUGUUGAUUAUUUGGGUUUUGAUGUGUUUGUACAGUUUGCUGUUGUGUAUAUUUAGUUCUCUUAUUACAGCAGAGGCAUCCACGGGAAAAUUCAAGCCUACAUAUGCCCACCUCAAAGGGGAGAGCAUUGACAGGCUCAAUCUCGUGCGACGUAUCUUGUUACAUUUACUGAUACAGGAGUGGUCUGUUUCAGGAAAAUGAAAAGAAAAAUAAAGGAAAUUGCAAUUAGUUGUAUCUUUUGGUUCUGAAGUUUUUUCUGUCUUUCGUUCUGAGAGAAAUUUCAACUGUGAGAGCAGCCUACAGGACGUCAUCCUAUGUUGGACCUUAUGGUAUUCAAAUCUUUUGCAUAAGAAUAAUAUACACAAAGGAUGUGUCUUUUGUGGGGUUUUUUUAUUUUUA